CGCCGCGACACGGCUUGGUUCGUUCCGUCGCUUCGUGGCAAAUGUACACUUAUUUUAAAAUCGACAACUCUUCUGUUGAAUUUAGUUGUGCCGAUAUUUAUUUUAGAAGUCAUUUACAGUGAAAGUGAUCCGUUUCCGUUGUUUUGGACACAUUUUACAGCGUUUUGGGAGGUUUGUUAGCCGACUAGCUCUUUAAAAAUGUCUGAUCCCUGGAAUCGAGGACAUGGCGCUGUGGACGAUAUGCUGGAUGCUGAAAACAAGCUUUUGGCAGAUAAUUUGGCGAGUAAAGUCUCUAGACUGAAGUCUUUAGCAUAUGACAUUGACAAAGAGGCUGAGGAUCAAAAUAACUACCUGGAUGGCAUGGACUCCAAUUUUCUCAGUGCAACUGGCCUUUUGACUGGAAGUGUGAAGAGGUUUUCUAUGAUGGUACGGUCUGGCCGAGACAACAGAAAGAUCCUGUGCUACGUGUCUGUUGGCCUUGUGAUGCUCUUCUUCUUGCUGUACUAUCUAGUGUCACGGAUACAGAGCUAAUGGGUCAUUUUCUCACGUCAUAGACCAGAUUCUGAUUUCUCAGUUCUAUGAGAACUAUCCCCCCAUGGAGUUGAUCCUGGAUGAUAUAUAACAUUUAUCUCCAUUUAAGCCAAAUUAUGUCAAGAGUGAUUUAUUCAAUGUAUAUUUUUAGUCAUGAAACAAAACAUGCCAUGGACCAAUGUCUUAUUUCAAGUUUAUUAAAAACAUAUUUUUCAAUC
Messenger RNA from Xyrauchen texanus (razorback sucker), 749 nucleotides. RefSeq names its product BET1-like protein. Gene Ontology annotation, molecular function: SNAP receptor activity. Gene Ontology annotation, biological process: retrograde transport, endosome to Golgi; regulation of retrograde vesicle-mediated transport, Golgi to ER. Gene Ontology annotation, cellular component: SNARE complex; Golgi trans cisterna. The record is from RefSeq and is a predicted model, not a curated record. The transcript has 4 exons. NCBI's taxonomy places the organism in Eukaryota, Metazoa, Chordata, Actinopteri, Cypriniformes, Catostomidae. The coding region runs from base 199 to 531 and encodes 110 amino acids.